Messenger RNA from Zymoseptoria tritici IPO323, 774 nucleotides. RefSeq lists its product as uncharacterized. The transcript has a single exon. The coding region runs from base 1 to 774 and encodes 257 amino acids. The record is from RefSeq and is a predicted model, not a curated record. NCBI's taxonomy places the organism in Eukaryota, Fungi, Ascomycota, Dothideomycetes, Mycosphaerellales, Mycosphaerellaceae.
AUGGCAGAUGUUGCGAACCGCGCCGUCUUCUUCACCGGCACCAUCACAGCCUCCUCAGACCCGCCAGACGCAACCUGGAGCGGCGUCACUUUUGAUCCAUCCAGCAGCCCGCUUCCAGCGAGUCAAAUUGCCCUUUCGCCGUUGUCAGUCAAUCGCUUCGCCCAGAUUAGUGGAAUAACCAGUACCUCCUCUGCCAGCAAGACCGGAACGUCAACUAAGGCAUCGCGGACUACAGAAUCAAGUGAGGUUAACACUCCGACCAACUUCGAGCCUACAAUCGCGGCAUCGACGGCCGCCCACCAGCAAUCGCCAGCGCUAUACAUUUCACUGAUUGUCCUCUCGACCCUAAUCAUCGUCACGACUCUCGUUCUUGCCGGGCUCUACUGGAGGCGUCAUCGACGACGACAGCGCCGGCUCUGCGAUUCGGCAAAGGUUGUGUCUGCGGGUCGUCACGCGGAGAGCGUCAAGACAGUGCCGAGUGCAAGAGCUCCUCCUCAGAAAUCCUCUGGUCCGAGGAUCGACAAGGGGAAUGAUCCCUCCGUCACCAAUCGAAGCCGUGAAAUUUGGACUCCCAAGACAAUCGACGAGAUCGUAGCUGGGUCAGCGUCCAUGAACGACAUUGGUAGCUGCAGUCGCCAAUCGCCCGUCGGUCCCGGUCCGAGUCGAGAGAUUUUGCCUGGACGCUCUUCUUCGAGCAACCGUGCUGAUGCAAUACCGAUGACACCGCUGCUGUUCAAGACUCGGCGGACACCUUCGCGCAUUGAGGAGCAGUAA